UUGGUUUUCCGCAUGGAAUGUCCACAUCACUGGGAUCUCCGGGAAAAGGCAGAGAGGUGAAAGAAUUGAGGCCCAUCUUGAUCUCAGAGGAUUGUAAAAGGAAAGGACAGAGGUCCCUGGGACAGACAAAAGCUCUUGAUUGUAAAGGAACGGCAAUACCAGCACUUAAAGGAGACAACCAGAGAAAGGGAAGUGUUCUUUCUUAAAGAGGAGCUGAAUGAGCUGAAGGCAAUCGCGCUGUUGCUUGUGAAGGAGCAACAGCGUUUGGAGAAGCUCCUGAAGGAGCAUCAGUGUUAUGUCAAAGCACUGAGUGCCAUCGCCGACAGUGUUGACCCGGAGGUCAGGCCGGCAAAAGAGAGGCACCAGCAGCAGCGGCUAAAUCCAAUGCAUCCCGAGGGGGAGCGACACAAUCGAGAAUUCCAGCACUCCUACCGCACCAUGACGGCUCAACUCGCCGAGGGGGCGACUCAAAACCAGUCGAUGCGGCAGCAGAAUAUGAGCGUCGGCCGCCGAAUCGAUGCUCUAGAAGAGAGGAGAAAUUCCACAAGGGAGAAGGAUGUGGAACUUCGGGAGCCGAGUGAUCGAGACGCCGGGCAGCCUGGGUCACUGUCAGAAGUAGAAGUACUAAGGAGACGGGUGGUGGAAAUGGAAGGGAAGGACGAGGAACUUAUCCGCAUGAGCGACCAGUGCCGGGAUCUGGACUGCAGACUGGUGAAGGAGACCAAAAACUGUUUUAGCCUGAAGGUUGAGGUGGACAGGCUAAAUUGUAGACUCAGCGAACUGGACCGGAUAGAAGAGGCUUUUGGUAAAAGCAAAAAAGAGUGUUGCAGUCUGCGGGAAAGUUUGGAAAGAGAGAGAGAUGUGAGCAAGGUGCUGACGGGUGAAGUGGACUCCCUGAAGGUCAGAGUGAAGGAGCUGGAGUCAAGUGAAGGUCAGCUGGAGAAAAGCGAAGCAGCGAUUAGACGAGACCUGGCAACACUAAGGUCGCUUACGGCGGCCUUGGUGGAGGACAGGAAGACCGUGUCCGAGAGGCUGCAGCAAGCUGAGGAAAAGCUUGGUGGGCGGGGGAGCAAGAGGGAAGAGGAGGCGCUGAGCUCCAAGGCAGAUGUGGUGGAAAGGAUAAAUGGCAUGGAGAAGGAAAGGGAUGAGCUCCAGGCAAGACUAAUAGCAGAGGAGCAGAGAAAUUCAGAGCUAGAGAGUAAAACGGCCAUGAUGAGGAAAAGGUUGCAGGUUUUGGAAAAUAGGAGAGAGAAGGAAGAGAAGUACGCACAAGGCUCCAUCCCUAACAAUGCCAGCCCUCGCUGUCAAUCAGAAGAAAACAAAGUCAAACAGCUCACAUGGGAGCUGGAGAGGCUACAAAAAAGACUACAGGACAAAGAGAUGAUGGAGAAAGAACUGCUGAAGGUAGAAGAUGACUACGAAUCUCUAGAAAAGAGACUCAAGGAUGAACAGAUGAAAACCAAGUCUUUAAUAAAAGAACUGGAAAUGGCCAAAAAAGAGCUUUCCGGGUACAAGCAGGCAGAGAAGCAGGAGGUCAACCAAGAGCAUCUCCUUCUUUGUCGCCUUCAGAAGGAACAGGUCAAGUCCAGACUGCUCGGGAGAGAAGUCAACACCCUGAAGGAGCAACUGCAGAAGCUGAUGGGGACAGAAGAAUCCAUCAGCAGGGUGCAGACGGAUCACUCUGUGCUCCAGGGUAAGCUGACCCAACAAGAGGCCAAGAACAGGGAACUAGCCCAAGAGAUGAGGGAACUGGGUGGUGAACUCGACAGAUACAGACGAUUGAAGAACCUAACGCCAGGUGAGAACGAAGAGCACAUUGCAAACCUUUACCACACCACCAAGGAGGUGCAAACCGAUUCCGCAGACAAUCUGCCUUCAGAUUGCCAAACCCCAUCAACAAUUAAUGAAACAUUUGACGAGAAAGGCGAUAAGGAAGAUACAAACCACAACGUAGAAAUCACGGACAGCCGAGGAUCAAGUCUCAUCAACAACCUCAACAGCUUAAACAGUGCCAACAACAUUGUGAGCCAAAACAGAGGACACCCAGCCAACGGGCUCAAUGUGCACCAAGCGCCUAACGGUGAUGUGAUGAUGCUAACCCACACACCCGGGCAGCCCCUGCAAAUUAAGGUUACCCCUCAUCACAUUCUCAACACCGCCACCCUUGAGAUUAGCAGCCCAACCUCUGAUGCAUCUGCCUCUUACACCAGCACGGCCUUUAUACCGUCUGGUGGAAACACACCAAACCAAAGAAUCACCAUCAUCCAGAAUCCGCUAACCACUAAAAGCCCACCAUCGAGUCCCGAUCGCACCCUUUCCCUGCUUAGCGGAACACCCAUCUCUCGAGUGAUGAGCCCAAAUUCAUCCCGUUCGGCGACCCCCGACCUUCCCAUCCAGAUUCUGACCGUCCAAACUUGUUCCCCGGAGCCGACAGACAUGGGGAACCAAGCCGCCACGUUCUGCAAGACCCCCGAGCGGCAAAACAGCUGGCACCACGUGUGCGCCAACAGCAGCCCCGACUCGAGUCCUAGCAUCAUCACCACAGAGGACAAUAAGAUCCACAUCCACCUAGGGAGUCCUUAUCUCCCGCCUCACGGCAUGGCGCCACCUGUCGGGCCGUACUACCUUCGACACGAGCAGAGGACUCAAGUACUCGCCAAUGGCUGCCACGUAAAAGGUGUUGGCAAGAUUACCAGUAGCAUUACCAUAUCUCCUGCCGCUUCUCCUGGCUCACACUCGUCCAUGUAAUACGAUGAGGUCAUAUCGUAAACAUUGUGAACACUGAGUACUAUCUAUCUUCUGCGACUAUACAAUUUCCUAUGAUGACACGCCAUAUUUGUACAAUACCUAGUUUUUAUGUACCACCUGUAUGACAACUACAACACUGUUUCAAUACAAUCCCUUAACUCUUAAA
Messenger RNA from Nerophis lumbriciformis (worm pipefish), 2914 nucleotides. RefSeq names its product filamin A-interacting protein 1-like. Lineage: Eukaryota; Metazoa; Chordata; Actinopteri; Syngnathiformes; Syngnathidae. The record is from RefSeq and is a predicted model, not a curated record.